Hypanus sabinus (Atlantic stingray) is the source of this 7497-nucleotide messenger RNA. RefSeq names its product thyroid hormone receptor interactor 11 (gene trip11). Gene Ontology annotation, cellular component: Golgi apparatus. Gene Ontology annotation, biological process: endoplasmic reticulum to Golgi vesicle-mediated transport; Golgi organization. The transcript is spliced from 20 exons. Bases 256 to 5841 code for a protein of 1861 amino acids. NCBI's taxonomy places the organism in Eukaryota, Metazoa, Chordata, Chondrichthyes, Myliobatiformes, Dasyatidae. Gene Ontology annotation, molecular function: small GTPase binding. The record is from RefSeq and is a predicted model, not a curated record.
CGCCGACAACAUGGCGAUCGUUGAGUUGGCAGGACUACGGCGGGUUGAGGGCCAGUGACGGCUGGAUUUCACCGCCCGACUCUCCGGUGUCGGCGUCCUCUAGCUGCAUUCCUCUCUUUUUCCUCUGCCAGGGUAGUCAUAUCAGUAGCGGAGGCCGCGGCCAGCCCCCGCUGCUCCUGGCCGAGCCGAGUGGCCCUGCCAGAGGGGUGGCACCUCUAAGCCCGGGACAUCUCGAAGUACUCACACCAUCUCAGCAUGUCUUGGUUCGGGGGCAUUAGCUCGGGACUGGGUCAGGUCGGGGGAAGCCUUUCCUCCCUGACAGAUCAGCUCUCCAGCUUCACCAAGGAUAUGUUGGCAGAAGGCGUCGAGGAAGUGCAAGAUGCUACUAGUGAACUGCAUGCAUCCAAUUCCAAACUGAAGGACAUUGAAACAGCCUACACUGCACAGAAAUCAGAGUAUGAACGGUUGAAAAAACUUUACACGGAUGUAGAAGAGAAAGCGACUGCAGCAGAGCUCCAAAUAAAGCACCUCUCAUCAGAUUAUAGAGCCCAACUACAGCAGAAAGAAGUGACAAUAAAUCUUUUGAAAGCCAAGCAGAUUGCAUUACAAGACCAAGUACAGAAGCUUCAGUCCGUUGCUCAGCCAACACACACAGAAACCAGUGUCAGCACAUCGACAGCCUCUACUGCCUUUUUGCCUGAUGAUGUUCCCCUCCGUGCAACGUUCCAUGAGGACACCAUGGAUUUUGGAGAUGUCAUUUGGUCCCAGCAGGAGAUUAACAGACUUUCCAAACAGGUGUCAAAGUUAGAAACUGAUGUUGCCCAUUGGAAAGCUUUGGCACAGGUAACUAAGAGUCAAGGGACAGUCAGCUCUGAUGAGGAUGAUGUCUACAAGCUGCAAAAGACAAUAGAGGAGGUGAAGCAGCAGCUUAGCCAGGAGAUUGAUGAGCAUCAGCAUGAAUUGUCUACGUUGCAAGACGUACAUCGGCAGAAAAUAAAUAGUCUCACAAACCGACACAGGGAUGAGCUUGCAGAGUACGAGGAGCGGAUAGAAGAACUGGAGCAGCAGUUGCAAGAUGCAGAAAAAGAACAGAAGGGAAUGAAUAACUCUAAAGAUGGUAAGUAUAAUGGACAAGAAGAUAUUCAGGAGCUAAAAGCAAGUCUGGAAUUGUUAAACCAUGAAAAAGAAGAACUACAAAAGGAAAAGGAGGCAAUGCAACAGGAACUCUCAAACCUGCAGAAUAUUCAGAAGAGUGAAUCGGACCUUAAUAGUCUGGCCUUGGAAGUGAGUGAACUGAAGCAGAAUUUGCUGACCAAAGAGAAUGAGCUGUCGGGCAUGUCCAUGCAGAGGGACAGAUUAGUGUCUGAAUUGGAAGAACUGGACAAACAGAAUCAAGAUGCUACUGAACAUUUGAUUAGAUCCAAAGAUCAGCUGACACAGCAGCGAAAAGAUUCCGAAGGAAAGAUCAUGCAGCUGCAAUCAGAGUUGGAGGUCAUCAUGGCUGAAAAGGCAUUAAUGGUGCAAGAGCUGGAAGAGCAGAAGGGCAAGCUGAGCCAGAGUGCUUUUGCACUUAAUGAAUUGCACAUGAGCAAACAACAACUGGACACGAAAGUCAGUGACCUAACAGAGAAGUUAAACAAGUCGCAGGUGGAUAACUUGGAGUUGAAGGCAGAAGCUGCAGAUCUGACAAAGAAGCUAAAGAGUGCAGAAUCACAGCUAGAGGUUGCCAAAAUGGAGUUUGCUGAAGUAGUUCAGCAAACUCCGAGCAGUGCAUGUCAAAAAGGACUACUAGAAGAUAAAGAUCGAGAAAUUUCAGAGCUGAGGAAGCAAAUUAUGGAAACCAGAUCUGUAAAUGAUGAUUUGCAAACAGAGCUUUAUGAUCUCAAAAUCCAAAAUAAAAAACUUGUUGCAGAUAAAGAUGAAGCCAACUUGGCUUUGAAUAAAGUUAGAGGGCAACUUGAGGAAACUGUUUCCAGUAACAGUGAGGCUUCCAAGGAGAAUAGCACCUUGCUGGAGGCAGUGAAAAUGGAAAAAGCCCAGCUGCAGUCUGAAUUGAGCCAGGCUGAGAAACGACUGAAUGAAGAAGCAAAAAAAUACGAGCAAACCAUCAAGGAAUUAACAGAGGCUCAAAGUUUAGAUGCUACGACUUUGCAGAAAGAGCAUAAUCGUUUGAUUAAGACAAUCCAAGAGAAAGAUUUUGAGAUUGAAGAGCUCAAACGCAACAUAGAGCAGCUGGAAGCAGACCAUGAAGAGACCAAAGAGAUGCUGAAAUCUAGUUUGGAGGGACAGCAGCAGUUGACAGAUCUUUUGGAGGAAAAAGAGUCAUUUGUUGAAAUGCUGAAAGCGCGAAGUUCAGAACUGCAGCAAGAAAUUGAAAGGAAUGUAAAGAUUUUAGGGGAAUGUGAGUCUUUGAAGCAAAACCUUGAAGAGAAAGAUCGGCAACUAAGUGUGAUGAAGGAAGAGAACAACCACCUCAAGGAAGAAAUAGAUAGGCUGGGGGACCAACAAAGCAGGACUCAACCUAUUGCUGAACCGAAGACCCUUGAUAUAAUAAUAGAGCUGGAGACAGAAAUAACUGAACUGAACAAUAAAAGGAACAGUCUUGAAGAGGAAGUAAGGCUUCACAAGAAGACUAUUGAGGAACAAAAGCAGAAUGUCCUCCAGCUCCAGCAUUCCAUACAAGAUCGAGUGGAUGAAGCUAAAACCCAGUGUGAGGAAAUCAGUUCAAAAUAUGAAAAGUUAAUUUGUGAGAAAGAUGAUGAAAUCCAUAGCCUUCAGGAAUCCAUCAAUCAGAUGAAAAUGCAAAGAGAAUUUCAGGAUGACCCCACAGAUGCUCCAGUUAUUCUCCAAGAGAUUAAAGUGCAAGCAGUAAAUGGUGAAAAUGGAAAUGAAAAACAUGAUUUGUCUAAAGUGGAGAUUGAUAGAUUAGUUAAUGGUAUAAAAGAAAAAGAAAUGGAGAUAAAGGUACUGAAUGAGAAGAAUGUGUCUCUGAUUAAGCAGUUAGAUCAGUUUACUAUUUUUAAGGAUGAAGUCGUUAAGCUAACCCAAAUCGUUCAACAGAAGAACAUGGAAAUCCAAACUCUUAAUGCCAGGAUAACCUCUGGCACCUAUGGGCAGGCUGGUGCGGACGUGGCCUACUUGCAGCAGCAAUUGCAGGCUUAUGCUAUGGAGAGAGAGCAAGUAUUGGCAGUGUUAAAUGAAAAGACAAGGGAGAACAGUCAACUAAAGACAGAAUACCAUCGGAUGAUGGACAUUAUUGCUGCAAAGGAAGCUGCUCUUUUGAAACUCCAAGAGGAGAAUCUGAAAAUGGUCAAUAAAACUGAAAACGAGGGUCAGGAUAUGAUACGGGAAACAAUCCAGAAUUUGUCUCGGAUUAUCCGCGAGAAGGACAUUGAAAUUGAUGCUCUUAGUCAAAAGUGCCAAACUUUAGUCACUGUUCUGCAGACCUCUGGAAUGGGGGCGAAUGGCGAGUCAGGCCUUGUGAGUAGUAAUCAGUUUGAAGAGCUCUUGCAGGAGCGUGACAAGCUAAAGCAACAAGUGAAGAAGAUGGAAGAGUGGAAACAGCAGGUGAUCACCACUGUUCAAAACAUGCAGCACGAGUCAGCUCAACUCCAGGAUGAGCUCCUUAAGCUUCAGGGCCGAUUGUCUACAGAUGGUGAGUGCAACUCUCGGCUCCAGAUAGACUACAACAGCUUAAUUUAUAGUUAUGAACAAAAGGAAAAGAAGUUGCAGAGCCUAAGCCAGGAGCUUGCAGAGGUCCAGCAAAGCAUCGGGCAACUCAGCAGCACCAAGAAUCUGAUAUUGGGCAAGUUGGAUAGUGUACCAACAGAACCACAAAUGUUGGGAACAAGCACAGGAAUAUUGCAUAUGAAGAAUACUUCCCAUGAAUGUUCAUCAGCAGAACACUUAAACCGAAUAGAAGGACUACAGCAAGAGGUGGAACGUUUGAAUAAAAUAUUGGAGGGGAAGGAUGCCACAAUAUUGGCACUUCAGAAUAAUGCUGAAUUAUCUGCCUCUCAGCCAAUGAAUUCUAACAUUGGAAAAAGCAUGCACGAGGAUGUAGCCCUGGAGAUAAAGCAAAUGAAAGAAAAGAAUGAAGAAUUACAAAGGUCAUUCAGGGAAAAAGACCUUCUCAUCAAAUCAAAAAGUGACCAGUUGUCAUCAGUGACAGGAUCCUUGAGGAACAAGGAUAAUGAAAAUGAAGUUUUAAAGCAGGCGGUCACUAAUCUGAAAGAAAGGAUUUUGCUUUUGCAGUUGGACGUUCAGAAGGCUCAAGAGGAGAAUGACCAAAUUAUGGCCAAGUCAAGGGAAAAGGAAACUGAAUUUCGAGCCCUACAGGAAACUAAUAUGCAAUUCUCCAUGAUGUUGAAAGAAAAAGAGUUUGAAUCAAAUUCUAUGAGAGAAAAAGCUUCUGCAUUAGAAAAGUUGUUAAAGGAGAAAGAAGCGGGGAAGACUGGCGAGUUAAAUCAGCUGCUUAAUGAAGUGAAAUCAAUGCAGGAGCAAGCAGGCAUGUUUCAGCAUGAGAGAGACCAAGUUAUGCUGGCCCUCAAGCAGAAGCAAAUGGAAGCCACUGCAUUAGUGAAUGAGUUGCAGCAUAUGCGUGAUAAGGAGCAGCGUCUGAGCCAGGAGUUGCAGCGACUGCGAAACCACUUAAUUGAGAUAGAAGAAUCAUACACCAAAGAGGCCUUGACAGCUGAGGACCGAGAGACUGAGCUGAGGAGGAAGAUAACCUUUUUGGAGGAAACGUUGGCAUCCUCGUCUUGCGCUGUGGAAAGUGCAAGCCACCAAGCCAGUCUUCAAGUGGAGUCUUUGCAAGAACAACUUCAGGCCAUCACGAAGCAGCGAGAUGAUGCGAUGGUGCAGUUACGUGCCGCUCAAGAACAAGUAAAGCAGUAUGCAAUGUCGCUGACCAACCUGCAGAUGGUGAUAGAGCAAUUUCAACAGGAGGAGAAAGCGAUGUAUGCAACUGAGCUGGAGAAAUAUCAGAAGGAAAUUUCAGAGUGGAAAAAGAAAGCAUUAAGUCUUGAGAAAAGAGUCACAGAAUUAGAGGAGCGCUUGAAGGAAGCGAAUGAUGCUUUGGAUUCUGCAUCAAGACUAACUGAGCAGUUGGAUCUCAAAGAGGAACAGAUUGAAGAUCUUAAAAAACAAGUUGAGUCUCAAAAUGAUAUGUUGGAUGAUGCGCAGAGAAAAUUAUUAAACCUGGUCAACAACAAUGAAGGAAAAAUUGACAAGGUUUUGAUAAGAAAUUUGUUUGUGAGUUACUUCCAUACUCCAAAAAACAAGCGCAAUGAAGCAAUGCGGAUGAUGGGAAGUGUUCUGGGGAUAAAGAAAGAAGAGAUUAGUCAGCUCAUGGAUAGUGAAUUUCGUGGUGUUACUGGAUGGGUCACUAGUUGGCUUGGUGGCAGAUCUAGUGGAACCCAAAGUGUACCAAGUACCCCGCAAAGGCCAAACCAGCAGACAAUCUUCAACAGUUCUUUCUCAGAAAUGUUUGUAAAGUUCCUGGAAGUAGAAUCUCGUCCUUCUCCUCCACCACCAAAGCUUCCAAUUUAUGAUAUACAUCCGCUUGGGCCCGCACCUGCAGCCAACCAGCAAACCAGCAGCCUUCCUGGUCACACAGCAGGCACAGCUGGAGCAGGUCCAGUGAAAAAAUCAGAAUCCAGUUCCUUCUUGGCUCCACGAUCUGCUGCUGUGCCUCUCAUUACCUCAGCUGUUGCCAGUUCUACUGGGUCCUCGCAUCUCCUCAUGAAACCAAUCUCCAGUGCCCUUCCCACUUUCACGCCUCUGCCAGUGUCACCAGAUUCCAGUGCCGGCACUGUCCUUAAAGAUCUCCUCAAGCAAUAAAAAAAACUGGAGCAAUCCACUACAGCACUUUAAAGUGAAAACUUACACUAUAGACUAUAGCACAAGAGGGAUUUUGUGCAGUGUACACAGAGCUCCCUGAAAAAUAUUUACAUAUUGUAAGCAUGCAUCUUUCAAUUUGACAUGCUAAGUCCAUGAAAGUUGCAAUCCUGUUAGGGAAUAAUUUCACCCCUUUCCAAAAAGCUAAUUAUAAUUACUUGAUAUCAAGUAUGCAAGGUGAGCUUUUUGUUUUGCUAAAUGCAGAUACUGUAUAUUUGGCACUUAAUCAAGAGGCAGAACUUAAAAAAAGAAAUUCACAGAGGCACAGAAUUGUCUGUCCUAAUGGGACCUGCAUAUUUGCAAGCUAUAAUGGAUUUUCAUAAUGCCUUCCACAGGAGGAUUAAAGUAAGGCCUCUGAAGCACAAAGUUCCAAAGAAAUAAAAUAGCAGUGUUGUGUACAUGAAGUUUAUUAAAUGCAGACUCUUUCAAGUUAUUGUUUUUUCAGUUGUACCUUCCAUGGUAUAAAAACAAUUAUUUUUUGACACUGCCUGUAACUGCAUAACUGCAUAUCUGAAGUGGCUUUAGUGGUGAGCAAGAUUUCCUGUGGUUUAUUUAUGCUGAGUUUUGAGAAGAAAUUGAAAACUGUUCCCCUGCCACUUUCCCAUCCAUUCCGCGUUCUUGCUUUAGAGGGUUCAAGUUUUAUUUAUGCUGAAUUACCUUAAUUUAAGAAAAUGGUGUCUGCUAUAGUGUCUUAAUCAGAAUAUAAAGUGAAAACAUUGGUUACAGUAUGUUUGCAAAACUAACUCCAUUAGAGUAAAUCCAAAUUAAAAUCAUUGACUGUCUUCCAUGAUUGUAAGCAGGCCUUGUUACCAAUCUUCAUUCUUUAUUUUAUUGUAGAACCCAUCAGAAACUUGAUUGCAACCUUGAGAUUAAUUUAUUCUUAAUGAUGGAAUCCUCUUUCCUAUUCACUGUUCAGUAUAGUGAAUUUUGCUUUGAGCUUAAAGCAAAUGCCACAAAGGAACAGUAGACUGUCAUUUGCCUUUAAGGAUGUAGGAAAUUUCACUGAAAACUAAAACUGAGACUCUUGCAGACACUUCUGCAUAGUAACACUCUAGUCUAUUUUGGUCAAGCCUGCAAAGUAUAACCUUUGUCUGUCUGAUGCUGGCUAGUGCCAAGGAAUCUGUUAUUUGUAUGUAAAGGCAGUGAUCUAAAAGUUUUUGUAUUAUAUUUCAGUUGUAAUAAUUUGUACAAUUCUGGAAUUUGGGCUUUUGAAUUGCUGCAGGACUUUCUGUUAAAUUAUUCUACUUGCAGCUCACUGUAUCAGUGAGAGUGAAACAACAGCUAACAGCCUGCAACACAUUUCUUUGUAUAAAUUGUUUGUCUUUACCAUCCAACAACUGGUUUUUCAUCUGGCAUAUGCCUGCAGAUUUAUAAGGUACAGCCUUCUAAGUUCUAAAUUAUCCAUAAUCUAAUAGCUGAGUUGGUUAUUGUAUAAUAUUGUAUUAGCUGAAAAAUGCUGUUCUUGAAUAUAUUAAAAUCCUUUAUAGUAAACUGUUUUUAUUUCCCAGAAAAUUGUUCAGGUUACUUAUUACUAUGAUUUGAAGAUUUGUGUACAUAUCAAAAUGCAAACUUAUUAAAGGUUAUGAUUAGUCUUCUGCA